Molecule: messenger RNA, 231 nt
Organism: Penicillium lagena
Lineage: Eukaryota; Fungi; Ascomycota; Eurotiomycetes; Eurotiales; Aspergillaceae
Exons: 2
Coding region: 1-231 (76 amino acids)
Source: RefSeq, a predicted model, not a curated record
AUGUAUCUUGGCAGUCUUCUCUCACUGGCUGGCCACGGUCGCCUCAGCCUUUUGCAGGAGACCAAAGCUCCUCCCUCCUCCACCCCCUCCUUCUUGCCGGGGGAGCCCGAGGUUGCACGCGUGGUGGCGGCACGUCCGGAGAUUGCUCAGCAGGUGGCCAAGGCCGCCUGGCCUGCCAAGGAUGCGUCCGUGACUACCUUCCUUUUCGCGGUCGGACCGGAAGCGGCGUGA